Hyaloscypha bicolor E is the source of this 3995-nucleotide messenger RNA. RefSeq lists its product as uncharacterized. Bases 84 to 3611 code for a protein of 1175 amino acids. NCBI's taxonomy places the organism in Eukaryota, Fungi, Ascomycota, Leotiomycetes, Helotiales, Hyaloscyphaceae. The transcript has 2 exons. Gene Ontology annotation, biological process: mitotic cell cycle. The record is from RefSeq and is a predicted model, not a curated record.
CCGAAGACUUCGACAUCGCCCAACAACAACCACCAUCGCGUCAAUGUAAAUCGACAAUUGUAUUUCCAUUCAAUUCAAUCACCAUGAACGACCAAUCCCCACCAAAGCGAGUUACACGCGCCCGAGCGGCGGCCAAAACAACAGACACCGCUCCUAAAACCACCAAGAUCGCGACUGCGGCUUCGAAGGCCAAAGCUACUCGAAGUGCACCUAUGACCAAGCGAAAGACCCGAGCCGACGAUAUCCACGAAGACGAAGAACAACCCGACCCUGAACCCAUAAUCGAACCAGAACCAAAGCCUACUCGAGGCCGAGCCAAGAAGGUUGUCAAGCCUGAGCCUGAACCUGAACCUGAGCUAGAAAUGGAGGGGGAAACUCUAGCUCCAGUCAAGACAAGCAGAGGCCGGCCGAAGAAGGCUGCCAUCGAAACGCCUGCGCCCGAGCCUACACGAUCUACACGAGGACGUGCGAAGAAAGUCGACGUCCCCGAAGAACAAUCCGUUGUUGUCGUCGAAGAGCCGCCCAAGAGAGCUCCCCGCGCUCGUGCUGCACCCAGGGCCGCUCCCAAGAAGACAGUCACAUUCGAGGAACCAGACAAGGAGAACAUCGUCCCACAGGAGAUCAAUGCAAAGGGUAAGCCAGAGACCGGCCUUCGUGCCAAGCCUGUCCGCAAGCCCGCAGCCACCACAACUCGAGCUACUCGUGGGAGAGCGAAGACUCUCGCUGAAGAGAAGCCCGAGAGACAAUCUCCUCUCAGUCCAAAGAAAACUACACAAAUUGCGACCGCCAAGGAAUCAGUCUCAGAGGACGAGCUUGCUUCGAACGAGAAGACACCCAUGAAACCUCUCUCGAAGAGUCCGAUGAAGCCUCCGGGAAGCAUUUUCGGAACUGCAAAGAAGCCGGACUUUUCUAGUUCUACCACUGUUAAUCGGGUCACCAUACAAGACCUUUCCAGCUCAGUUAUGGGCAGUCCUGCCCGUCGUCCACUACAAUCGCCCUUCAAGGAGUCGAUGAAGGCAUCUCCCCAACGAGUUCCAUUGGGUGGCUCAAUGCUUCAAUCGCCAUUCAAGCCCUCCUUCCCACCGCCGAAGUCUACAGCGGCGAACUCACCAUUCAAGGCCUCACUGCUCGGAUCGCCAGCGAGACGCCCACAAUCACCCACGAAAGUCGCAGAGAAUGGUUCUCCAAGCAGGCCUACAACGUCCGUCUUCAAUGCAACACCCAAGGCAAGCACAUUCAAGAUCUCGAGAUUUGCAACUCCACGAACUUUGACAAAGAGUGCUGCACAACCCGGCCAGAUGCUUCCACCAAGUGCUCGAGGGACUUCGUCUACGGGAAGUCCUGGAGCUUCUGCCAAUGAUAUCGAUUCAACCUUGACAGUUCAGCCUAGCCUCUCAUUCUCUGGACGACUUUCAUCUAUAAUGCCCCGCGAUGUUGACCCAUCAUUCACAACAUCUGAAUCAAUUGUUGAGGAGGCAACCGAAAUGUCAAUUAUCCCUGAAGCUGAGCCUCUUACCGAAACCGUGGUGGUUGAUGACCCUGCACACUCAAUCGUCGUUGAAGAUCCUAUGGACUCACAGAGCACCACUCCUCCAGUCUCACCUCCACGCCAUAGCACAGGUACUUUUGGUCUCCGCCAAGAAGAUGAGAAUCCAUUCCAAGACUCAGACUCCGAAGAUGAACUCGCAUCUGGAUCCCCGAGAUUCUCGCCAGCUCCACUUACUGGUUUCCAAAACAUUUCUCGAGGAUUGUCAGCUUCACCAGCUACGCCCACCCCAUUUUCCGGUAUGACGAAGACACCGAGAACAGCCACAACCCAGCGCUCUGUGCGUCAACAAAAGAUUGGAUUUACUCCUCUUGCAGCACAGUUGACUAACUGGAUGGCUGGAAGCCCAGAGAAGUCUGAUAGUGGUUCGGAUGGUGAGAGGACGCCAGUCGCUCAGCGGACUUUUGCGCCUGUUGAACCCUCUCCGGCCAAGAGCACGUUCUUUGAGGAUGAGAUGGUUGUUCGUGAUGAGUUUGUCGCGGCACCAGAGCCAGCGUCCGUUGAGCCUGAUAUUAUCCAAGAGAACUUCGAGGCCGUGGAACCUGACGAGGAAGACUUGGCUCUUGCCCAUGAGGCUGACGAGAUGUCGCUUCUUGAGCCUGACGAGAUUCUCAACCAUGUUUCGGAAGAGAUGUUUGAGCCCGAACCAACCGUUGAGGGAGAGACAAUUGAGACUGAAAUUGUCGAAGAAAUGCCCACCGAGCCUGCUCUGUCAGAGGCUAGUCAAGAGUAUGGUGAUGAAAAUGCUAUUCCCAUCGACCCAGCACUUCUCGCACUUUCAGCGCCUCAACCACCGGCUCCAGUAUAUGCGACUCCCAAGCGUGUGCUAACAGAGAGAGUCUUCCACACGGUUUCCAAGGUCCCUCUCAAGGCUCCUACAGAUGUUACUCCUAUGCGGCCUUCAUCAAUGAAGCGCAGUGCUAGUAUCUCUAGGCUGCCUGUUCAGAGACCAACAAGCAAUCUCGCCCGCAGCAACACAGUCAUUUCAUACUCGCCAACCAAGAGUACAGCCCGCGUCACAUUCAAGGAACAGUCGCUGGAUGUUGUGAUGCAAGACACAAUCGCAACACCUUCCAAGCCCGAGAUGACUACCUGGUCAACAAUGGGUACACCAGCCCGUACUCCUCGCCGCGACCUCAACACUGCUCUGUUGAAAGGAGCAGUUGUCUUCGUGGAUGUCCAUACAACCGAAGGUGCUGACGCCAGCACACUCUUUACUGAGCUUCUCACCCAAAUGGGCGCUCGAUGUGUCAAGCGCUGGGACUGGAAUGGCAACGGUGAUGAAGGCUCAAACAAGAUUGGCAUUACUCACGUCGUGUUCAAGGACGGCGGAAAACGUACUUUGGAAAAGGUAAAGGAGACCAACGGCGUCGUCUCCUGUGUUGGUGUUGGAUGGGUUCUUGACUGUGAGAGAGAAAACAAAUGGCUCGACGAGGCACCAUACCUUGUCGACACAGCCAUGGUCCCUCGGGGCGGCCACCGCCGCAGAAAGAGCAUGGAGCCCCGCGCCCUCGCCAACCUUAACGGCACCCUCGUCCCCUCUACUCCUGGCCGCAUGUCCAUGUCUCCAACCAAAGAGUUCCUCAGCCUCCCAGAUACACCCGGCUUGAACUUCUCAAGCAAGAAAGGCCGCCGAGAGACAGUUGAAUGGGUGCGCUCACCGAGCUCAUCUACGCCUGAGGCGGAGUCCCACGAUCAGACUCUGAUCUUGAGUCCCGUCCCUGCAACCCCUGCAUCAGAAACAUUGUCUUCAAUGUACACCGAAGCAGGUCUCUACGGGAACGAAGCCGAGACACCAGGUGGACAAACUCCUUACUUCCUCCACAAAGAGCAGCUUGUGCAGAAAACUGCUCCUGCUGGUGGACGGUAUGUUGACCGUGAGCAAGGCGAGCAAGCUCUCGGAUUCGAGGGUGGAAAGGGAUACCUAGGAUCAGGAGGCGAGAUGGGAUGGUUGGAGGAGAAGAAGGAUGAGAGCGUUAUGGUGCGGCUUAUGGCUGCGAGGAGGAAGAGUCUGCAGUUUGCGCCGAAGGUUGGGAGUCCGCUUGCUAGAGGGCAACUUUUCUAGAUAACUCGUUGAAUUGUUGUGAAUGAGGUAUGUAUGGGGUGAGAACGUUUGAGUUCUCGGUUUGGUUUGGAUUGGGGAAGGGAGGAAGCAUGGAUACAUAUGAUGCUGGAGUUUUUGCUUUUGCAUGAGGGGAGGGGAGGGUUGGAGUAUUAUAUUGUUUGGUUUGAUUGAAUUAGUGUUGGAUUAAAUUGUCAAUAUGUUGUUUGUUCUCAAUAUUACUCCGGGGUGACCGUGUGAUGUGAAUGUGAUGUUUGUGGGAAUUGAAUUUGUGGGCGGACUGCAGUUGGCGCUAGGUUCGAGGUUGUUUUGAUGAUCAUUGUGAAGUGGUUGGAGAUUUAUGAGGGGAGGCUGAUGGCUUGGAGAGAGGGAAAGGGGAGAGAGAUG